CUUAAACACAAAGUUACAGAAUGAUAUGGUGUCAAAUCAUGAUUAGAAAGAAACGAAAAAGCUAAACCAUGGGCAAGUGUUUAUAAGUUAACCCACGGGUUUAUCACUUUAGGCUAAAAAAAUCAACAGUUCAAAAAACGAAUAUUCUCUUAGAUGACUAGGGUUGGGUUACUUACAACCAAUCCUCCUACCAUACAUGAUUAUAUUCAACAUACCUACCCCAUCAACUCGCAGCACUUCGCUCUCACUCACCUCUUGACUCUUCUACCGUGCAUCAGUCCUUGGAGAAAAAACAAAUCAGACCCAGAUGGAGCAAACGUUCAUCAUGAUCAAGCCCGAUGGGGUCCAGAGAGGCCUGGUUGGCGAGAUUAUUAGCAGAUUUGAAAAGAAAGGAUUCACGUUGAAAGGUUUGAAGCUCAUGACUGUGGAACAGUCGUUUGCUGAGAAGCAUUACGAGGACCUGUCUUCAAAGCCCUUCUUUGGUGGGCUAGUUGAGUACAUCAUCUCUGGUCCUGUUUGUGCUAUGAUUUGGGAGGGUAAGAAAGUUGUUACCACAGGCCGCAAGAUCAUUGGGGCAACCAAUCCUACUGAAUCUGCUCCUGGAACCAUCCGUGGUGAUUAUGCUAUUGAUAUUGGCAGGAAUGUCAUCCAUGGGAGUGAUUCAAUUGAGAGUGCAACCAAGGAAAUUGCACUAUGGUUCCCUGAAGGACCUGUUAACUGGCAGAGCAGCGUUCACCACUGGAUCUAUGAAUGAAUAUCAGUUGGAUUGAACUGGCUAUAGCUGUUCUUGGACGGUUGUUUGUUUGCUUGUUAGUGAACCUUCUAUCAAGUUUUGAGUUAAAUUAAGUGUGAUCUUGGUUUUGUGGCUACUUUUAUAACCAGUCGCACAUUAUUGCGGACUGUAGUAAUGAUAAGUUAGGUUAUUUUGUUGACUA
Mangifera indica (mango) is the source of this 935-nucleotide messenger RNA. RefSeq names its product nucleoside diphosphate kinase 1-like. The coding region runs from base 308 to 754 and encodes 148 amino acids. Lineage: Eukaryota; Viridiplantae; Streptophyta; Magnoliopsida; Sapindales; Anacardiaceae. The record is from RefSeq and is a predicted model, not a curated record. Gene Ontology annotation, molecular function: nucleoside diphosphate kinase activity. Gene Ontology annotation, biological process: CTP biosynthetic process; UTP biosynthetic process; GTP biosynthetic process. The transcript is spliced from 4 exons.